AUGCAUUCCUUCACCCUGAUCUUACCACAGAAAGCCUCUCUUUUGCCCACCACUGUGUCUCAGCUGCUGUCUGCUUCUCAAAUCAGCAAUGAAACCUUUGCUCUCUGCGAUCUGGAACUGAACCAGGUUUCAGUCGUGGGCAUCAUCCGGGGAUUUGCUCCGUUUGUGACCAACAUCCAGUACUCUGUGGACGACAUGACUGGUCCGCCCCUGAAAGUGAUGCAGUGGGUUAACACAAAGGACUGUGCUCUGAUGACUUCUGUUCCUACUGGAACUUAUGUGAAGGUUACAGGAAAUCUACUCAACUUUAAUGGUCAGAGGGUAUUGUUGGCGAAAGACAUUCGUUGUAUCAAGGACCUGAAUGAGAUCACAUCCCACAUGCUGGAAGUGGUUCAUGCCCAUAUGCUGCUCUUUGGAAAGGUGUUUGACGUGAACAUGAACACCUCUGCUGCCUCACUGCCUGGGAGGUUCAGGGGUGGAUAUCCUGAAGGCAUCCUGCCAAAUAACUUGUCCGCCAUACAAGGCCAGGUGUUGCAGGUCGUCAGGAGGUUCUCUGUCCAUGAACAUGGCAUCAGUUCCCAUGACCUGAAGAAACAGUUGGAUUACCUCAGGAUGAAAGACAUUCGAACUUCCUUGGCUGUUCUGAUCAAUGAAGGUCAUGUGUUUUGUACCGUUGAUGAGCAUCAUUUCAAGUCAGCGGUUGGGUAG
Messenger RNA from Stegastes partitus (bicolor damselfish), 708 nucleotides. RefSeq names its product replication protein A 32 kDa subunit-like. Gene Ontology annotation, cellular component: nucleus; site of double-strand break; DNA replication factor A complex. NCBI's taxonomy places the organism in Eukaryota, Metazoa, Chordata, Actinopteri, Pomacentridae. Gene Ontology annotation, biological process: DNA replication; double-strand break repair via homologous recombination; nucleotide-excision repair. The record is from RefSeq and is a predicted model, not a curated record. Bases 1 to 708 code for a protein of 235 amino acids. Gene Ontology annotation, molecular function: single-stranded DNA binding. The transcript has 7 exons.